Dictyostelium discoideum AX4 is the source of this 3813-nucleotide messenger RNA. RefSeq lists its product as hypothetical. Gene Ontology annotation, biological process: telomere maintenance. The transcript has 2 exons. The coding region runs from base 1 to 3813 and encodes 1270 amino acids. NCBI's taxonomy places the organism in Eukaryota, Evosea, Eumycetozoa, Dictyosteliales, Dictyosteliaceae. The record is from RefSeq and is a predicted model, not a curated record. Gene Ontology annotation, molecular function: transferase activity; DNA polymerase activity; nucleotidyltransferase activity. Gene Ontology annotation, cellular component: chromosome, telomeric region; nucleus.
AUGAAUAUUCAAAACAUUUAUAAAGAACCAAAUUUAUUAAAUAGAAUAUUUUUAAAUGAAAAAGGAUAUGAUGUAGUUACGAUACUAAGAUAUAUUGUUUUAAAGAUUGAUCAAACUAAUCAUAACUUGGAUGACUCGAUCAAACAAGUAUUUAACGAGACCACUGAUCCCAUCGACUACAGAGAUUUCCUUUUAAAUAGUUUUGUUUGUUUAAAAGCUGAAAUAGAUACAAAUACUGCACAAAAUAAUCAAAAUAAUCAAAAUAAUAAUAAUAAUAAUCAAAAUAAUAAUCAAAAUAAUAAUCAAAAUAAUAAUGAUAAUAAUAAUAAACAACAGACAACACUGAAAAGAAAGAUUGAACAACAAAAAAUACCAAAUAAUUCAUUUUAUAAAUUAUUAUCAUUAGUUAAACAAAUAGAGUCAAAAAAUGUUAUUUCUUUAAUAGGUUAUACAGGUGAAACUUAUCAAAAUACACCAAUUGGUUAUAUAUUAACAAGUCCAUCAUUUAAAAGAAUUUCAGAAAGACAUUUUGAAAUUUUAGAGGAUAUCUUUAAAAAUCAUUAUUUAUUUACUAGAUCAACCUCCAAUAGAAACAUAUACAUACAAAUAUCUGGUUUACCUGUUUCUUUUUUUGCUAAAAAAAAUAGAUAUUUACAAAUACAACAACAACAACAACAACAACAACAGCAACAUCAACAACAACAACAACAACAACAACAACAACAACAACAAAACCAACAAAAACAAAAAAUAUUAAAUAAAAAAGAAAAUGAUUAUGAAAAGAUAGAAUCAAAAACUAGAUUACCAAGUUGGAUUAGAAAGAGAAAUAAAAAGAAAGAACAACAACAAUUAAAUAAAGAGAAUCAAAUUAAAAAGAGGAAUGAAGAACAACGAGAAAAACAAACAAAUUUAAAUAAAACAAAUUAUAAAGCAAUAGCGAAACCAAGUUAUAGAAUAAAUAAUUUUAUAAAGGAUGAUGAAGAGAAUGAAAGAGAUAAUCAAAUUGUUCAUAAUCAUAUACUAUAUUCAAUGACGCCAUCAUCCACAUUUUUACCAAAUAAAAUUUCAAAAUUAUUAAAUAAUAAGCAGUUAAUAAUUAAUGGUAAAAUCAGUUUAAAUUAUACAAAGAAAUUACUAUGGUAUUUACUUUCACAACCACUCUCAUCAUGUAUAUCUAAACAAAGCAAACAUAAUCAAAAAUCUUUAAUUGACAUAUUACCAAAGAAACCAAAUCAAAUUAGAAUUCAAAGUUCAUUUAAACCAACAUUACCAAUAUUCUCCAAUAUAUUUCAAAAAUUAAACAAUACAAAAUCAUAUCAACAUAUAUUAGAUUCCUUAUAUACAAAUUAUCAUUUUGGUAGUAGUAGCAAUAAUAAUAAUAAUAAUUCAACAAAAUCUAUAAAUAUAGAAUCAACACAAAUUGAUUUAAAAUCAUUAAUUAAUAAUAAUUGUCCAAUUGAUUUAGUUUAUAGAUUUUUGAUAACAAUUACUAAUAGAUUAUUUUGCAAGAAUAAAGUUUGGGGUAGUGAAUAUAAUCAAAAAUGUUUUAAUCAAGGUUUAAUUAUUUUCUUAAAUCAAACAUCAAAUAAAAAAUUAAAAUUUAAUUCAUUUUGUAAAAGAUUUAAUUUGAAUCAAUUUCUGUUUGGUACUAAUUGUUCAAUAAUUUAUUUUAAAAGAUUUAUGUGGUGGUUAUUUGAAGAGAUCAUUCCAUCAAUAAUUAGAAACUAUUUCUAUUGUACAGAAUCAACAGAUUCUUUAAAAUUAUUAUAUUUUAGAAAAGUUGAUUGGUUCAAAUUGGCUGGAAUUCAAUCACAAAAUUUAUCAUUUAAAAUUUAUUCAGAGAUUUAUUUCGUAAAUAAACAAACAAUAGAAAAUAGAAAAUUUGGUAUAUCUUCAUUAAGAUUCAUUCCAAAAACUUCUAAUCUUAGACCAAUUGUAAAUUCAAAAAAUAAUAAUUCAACAUUACCAAUUUUUAAUGAAAAUAAUUCAACAAUUUCAAUGGUAGAUUUCCCUGAAUCAAUUAAUGAUUCUUUAGCUACUUUUGCAUUUCCAAUUUUAAAAUUUGAACUUUUAACAAAUAAUAAUAAUAAUAAUAAUAAUAAUAAUAAUUAUAAUAAUAAUAAUUUAAUUGGUUCUUCAAUUUUUACAAAGAGUGAUAUUUAUUUAAAAUUUAAAUCAAUUAGAGAAGAAUAUGAAAUUUUUUUAAAUAAUAAUAAUAAUUCAACAUCAUCAUCAUCACCAUCAUCAUCAUCAUCUCAAGGUUUAAAAAAGAAAUUAUAUUUCAUGUCAAUUGAUAUUUCAAAAUGUUAUGAUAAUAUUGAUCAAAAAAAGUUAUUUCAAAUUUUAAAUGAAAAAGUAUUUUUAAAUGAAAAGUAUUUAGUUCAAAAUAUUGUAAAUUUUAAAAUGAAAAAAAAGUCUGAAUAUUCACCAUUUAUAAAUACUACAUUUUUUGUUUCAUCUUUAAAUAAUAUACCAACUUUAGAUGAAUCAAUUAGAAUUCAUAAAAAUAAUCAAUCAGAAACUAUCAUUUAUGAUUCAAAAUAUCAACAAAUAAUUGAAAAAAAUCAAUUAUUACAUUUAUUUCAUUCUCAUAUUUUUAAUCAUUAUAUUCGUUAUAGUUCAAAAUUAUUUCAUCAAGUUGUUGGUAUUGGUCAAGGUUCUUUAUGUUCGCCACAUUUAUGUAGUUUAUUAUUAGGUGAUUUAGAAAAUGAAAUUUUAUUACCUUUAUUAAAUAAUAAUAAAAAUAAUAAUAAUAAUAAUAAUAAAAAUAAUAAUAAUAAAAAUAAUAAUAAUAAUAAUAAUAAUAAUAAUAAUAAUAAUAAUAAUAAUAAUAAUAAUAAUAAUAAUAAUAAUAAUAAUAAUAAUAAUAAUAAUAAUAAUAAUAAUAAUAAUAAUAAUAAUAAUAAUAAUAAUAAUAAUAAUAAUAAUAAUAAUUUAGAAUUUAAUUUUUUAGUUAGAUUUAUUGAUGAUUAUUUAUAUGUUUCAACAGAAAUUGAUAAUUUAAAAUCAUUUAAAAAUUUAUUUCAUAAUGGUAUAACAGAGUAUGGUGUAAAAGCAAAUCAAUCCAAGACUAAAUAUUAUUAUUCAGAUGAUGAAAAUAGUGGUUUAAUUAAAAGAGGUGAUGGUGAUGAUAAUGAUCAAUUAUUUAUAGCAUGGUGUGGUUAUUUAAUUAAUUGUAAAACAUUUGAAGUUCAAAAAGAUUAUUCAAGAUUAUCUAAAAAAGUUAAUAAUGAUAAUUUUACAUUUUUUAAUUUUAAUGAUAAUGAUGUAGAAACCAAUGAACAAAUUGAAUGGAGAAAUAAAUUAUUCAAAUUUCUAAUUUCAAAGCUAUCAGAUAAAGCACAACCAAUUCUUUUAGAUUUAACGAUUAAUUCUUUACCAACAAUUUUCCUAAACAUUUAUCAGGUAAUAUUAUUUUGUGCAAUUAAAUUUCAUUGUUGGGUUAAUGAAUUCUAUUGGAACCUUAAUUUUAAUGCAAAUUUAAUUUUAUCACAAGUUAUCUCUAGAAUUUCAAAUUUUUUAUUUAAUCAAAUUUUAAAAGUAAAUAAUAAUAAUAAAAAUAAUAAUAAUGAAACUCAACAACAACAACAACAAUUCAAUUUUAUAAUUUUAUUUGAAAUUAAUUGGUUAACACUUUAUGCAUUUAAAAGAAUUUUAAAAAAGAAACCAACAAAUUAUAUUCAAUUAAUUAAACAAUUAAAAAAUAGAUUAAAUCAAUUAAAUAAUUCUUCAAAAACUUCUUAUAUUCAAUUAAAAUAUAAAAAAACUAUAAAUGAUAAUUUAUCAAUUGAUAUUUUAAAUAUAAUUUAUUAA